Messenger RNA from Blepharisma stoltei, 1119 nucleotides. Lineage: Eukaryota; Ciliophora; Heterotrichea; Heterotrichida; Blepharismidae. The record is from the annotation of a GenBank genome assembly.
AUGUUCAAACUUUUUGUAUUUCUUGGGAUUGCUGCUAGCCAAUUUACUAUUGUCCCUGUUUUAUACAGCCAAUAUACGUCACCUUUUCUGAUCAAUUAUUUUAAGAGUACUACUGACUGUUCAGAUUUAAAUGAUGAAAGAUGUAAAAUUGCCUCCCAAUUUCGGUUCAAGGUUUAUGAGGUAUCAGAUUCAUCCGACUUAGAAAGCAUUUUUAUGGGCUCAGAUACAAUUAUCAUGUAUGAUGGGUGUGCCUCGCUUGGGCUGACAACGCUAAUAAACGAAUACGCAAGAAAAUUAGGAUUUCUUCAGCUUAUUAUAGGCUAUGCCUCUGAAAAAACUUUGCCAUAUGUGUUUUACACAGAUUAUUCUUAUAAAUCUUAUGUUAAUGCAGCUUUAUCUAUUGCAAAAACUUAUAAAAUUGAAAAAGCAAUCGUUAUCAUCAGUAGUGAAUUUUCUGAAAUGGAUUUUUCGAAUAAUGAAGGAAUUGAAAUAGUAGCACAGUUAAUAAUAUCUCAAGCAGCCACUUAUGAGUAUAUUAUUUGAUUAUUUUCAAAAAAACUCAAACAAUUAGGUGCUAAAUUGUUUUAUUUCAAAACAAAUCCAGAAAUUUCGAAAUUAAUCCAGAAAGCAUUGGUUGAAGCCGAUAUGAAUAAAGAAGACUAUUUGUAUAUUUAUAUGCAAGAAGCGGCUUGAUCAGCUUAUAUAGAAGGAUCAAUGCUAUUAGAAGGGAAAUGGUUUCAUAGCACUGAUAUUUUUAAUUAUAUUGAUAACCUGGUAUAUUGAGGAUCAGUGAUUGUUUAUGGUUUGUUGGCUGAUAAUCCAGUCCAUGGAUCAUAUUCAGGAUAUGUAUUAAAUACCCUUUUAGCUGCUAUAUUUACGCCUGAAAUAUUGGGAUUUUCAAUUUACAAUAUCCAAAAUGGGAGUGUAAAACAAGUUGGAGUAAUAAAUGGCAGUGGAACAACAAUUUACCCAAAUGUUGUAUUCCCUGGAGGAAACCUAUCUCCUCCAAAUUCUGAAAAAAUUUAAAAUUCCAAUAAGCAUAAAUGGGGCAAGACAUGCAAAUGAUGAUCUCAAUGUGAUAGACCAAAUAGGGUUUACUUUAGCUAUAAAUGAAAUUAA